GCGCAGGCGCUUCGUGACCCCGCGAAGGAGCUUUGCGGGAUGGCGGCGUCUGAGGAGGAGCAUGAAGCCCCCACGGAGCCGCUGGACGUCGCGUGCGGCCUGGAGAACGUGCCUGUGGGCGUGUGGCCCCCAGGGGCGGAGCCAGAGCCUUUCCAGUACACUCCCGACCACGUGGCCGGGCCCGGAGCGGACACUGAUCCCGCGGAGAUCACCUUCCCCGGGUGCACCUGUCUCAGCGGGCCCUGCGUCCCCGGCACCUGCGCCUGCCUCCGGCACGGGGACAACUAUGACGAGGACGCGUGCCUGCAGGGCCUGGGCUCGGCAGCCGGGUGUGCCCAGCCGGUGUUCGAGUGCAACGCCCUGUGCCCGUGCCCCGGGCACUGCAGGAACAGAGUGGUCCAGCGGGGCCUGCAGCUCCCGCUCCAGGUGUUCAGGACGGCGGACAAGGGCUGGGGGCUGCGGACCCUGCAGUCCGUGCCGAGAGGACGGUUCGUCUGCGAGUAUGCGGGUGAGGUCUUAGGGUUCUCCGAAGCGCAGAGGAGGGUUCGGCUACAGACGGAGCACGACUCGAAUUACGUGAUAGCCGUCCGGGAGCACGUUUGCCGCGGGCGGGUGAUGGAGACCUUUGUGGACCCUGCCCGGGUCGGAAACGUCGGCAGGUUCCUUAACCACUCCUGCGAGCCCAACCUGCUCAUGGUCCCCGUCCGCGUGGACUCCAUGGUGCCCAGGUUGGCGCUCUUCGCGGCCAGGGACAUUCUGCCCGGCGAGGAGCUGUCCUACGACUAUUCGGGGAGAUUUCCUCACCAGGUGGGCAGCGGGGAUGAAGGCAGGCCGGAGGACGGGAAACCAAGGAAACCCUGUCACUGUGGUUCCGGGGCGUGUGCCGCGUUCCUGCCCUACGACGGCUCCCUGUUCUGCGCCUCGGCACAGCCGGCCGUCCAUCCGGAAGGAGAGGGUGGGAGCAGGACCGGCCUCUCAGCAGGAGAGGGAGAAGGACGGGCUCCCCCGAGGUAG
Messenger RNA from Molossus molossus (Pallas's mastiff bat), 1014 nucleotides. RefSeq names its product histone-lysine N-methyltransferase SETMAR. NCBI's taxonomy places the organism in Eukaryota, Metazoa, Chordata, Mammalia, Chiroptera, Molossidae. Gene Ontology annotation, molecular function: protein binding; zinc ion binding; histone H3K9 methyltransferase activity. Bases 40 to 1014 code for a protein of 324 amino acids. The record is from RefSeq and is a predicted model, not a curated record. The transcript is spliced from 2 exons. Gene Ontology annotation, cellular component: nucleus.